AUGAACCAAAAGCCAGUUUGGGAGGAUAGAGAAGUGAAGUUUGAUAUUCCUUCAAUCUACAAAACGUUACGCAGCGGAGAGCGCAUCCUGGACGUACUUGAUUCCGUAGAGGACACUAAAGGAAACAGUGGCGACACGGGACGCAUUUUGGCGACCAAUCUGCGUAUAGUAUGGUACUCUGUGACCUCGUACCGCUUCAGCCUGUCCAUCGGGUACGCCUGCAUACUGACCAUGAACACCAAGACGGUCGUGUCGAAGCUCCGGGGAACUACGCAAGCCCUGCACAUUCUCGGGGUAGGAGCCAACUCCCGUUUUGAGUUUAUCUUCACGAACCUGCUGGCCAACACGAAACAUUUCGCCUCCAUCUUCGACAUCUACCGGCUGUACCAAGCAUCGACCGUGUAUCGUGAGCUGAAGCUCCGCUCUUCCGUAGUAACCGCCGGUCAGCUACAGGUGCUGCCUCAGGAGCAGCUCUUCAAUACGAUCAGCGGUGUCUGGAAUCUGUCGAGCGAUCAGGGUAAUCUGGGCAUACUGAUAGUCAGCAACGUACGGUUGGUGUGGUAUGCCGAGAUGAACAACAGCUUCAACAUCUCGCUCCCCUACAUGCAGAUAGCGACCGUAAGGAUACGUGAGUCCAAAUACGGACCUGCUCUAGUCAUUCAAACACUCGAAACCGGAGGCUCGUACGUGCUAGGCUUUCGUAUCGAUCCGCCGGACCGGUUGGGAGAGGUGUACAAAGAACUCCUUUCGCUGCAUAGCGUCUACACGGAGACACCCGUUUUCGGGGUGUUCUAUGAGGCCCCAGCCGAUAAGGAACGACCGCCCAGCCAAACGUUCGAUGAUAUCGAGGAGCUAGAGCAAGGAGCAGGCACAGAAAUAAAUUCCAAGUUUACCGCGUAUCUCGCCGACGGCACGGGACAGGAAGGCGCUACGGCCAGAGGUCGGAAGCCUUUCUACUGCAAAGAGCUCGGUUUCGCUAUGGAAUCGCUGAAGGAAGGAUACACGGUGAAGGACCUUUGGGACGUGCUGCCCUCUCAAUAACCGUCAGUUUGAACCAAG
This is a messenger RNA of Anopheles darlingi, 1059 nucleotides long. RefSeq names its product Bardet-Biedl syndrome 5 protein homolog (gene BBS5). The record is from RefSeq and is a predicted model, not a curated record. The coding region runs from base 1 to 1041 and encodes 346 amino acids. Gene Ontology annotation, cellular component: ciliary basal body; BBSome. Gene Ontology annotation, molecular function: phosphatidylinositol-3-phosphate binding. Gene Ontology annotation, biological process: cilium assembly; intracellular transport. The transcript is spliced from 2 exons. Lineage: Eukaryota; Metazoa; Arthropoda; Insecta; Diptera; Culicidae.